AUGUUGCUAGAACUAAUAUCGGUACCCUCGGGACAGUUUCUCCUUCUAGCCCUUUAUCUUUGGUUAUCAUGCUUUGACUUUGUUUCAGCCCGGCGAAAGACCCCUACCGCAGCAGCGAACCAAGACAAUCCGCCAUGGUACCACCCACCAGACUUCUAUGUGACGGCCCAAGAAUGGGAUGACUUUAUCAAGCCUCCUAAGGACCAUAACUACCUCGAAGACCCCGUAUGGUAUAUCUUCCACGGCGGAUAUAUACUCCGCGACUUCUCUAGACAACAAGAAAUGCUAGCUACGAUACUAGCAAACUAUACGGGCGAUAAUACGUGGCUAGAUUUCCGGACGCAGUAUUUUAAGAUCAUUGCGCCGUUGACAACGGAACGGUAUCCUAUCAACUCUGAGGUGGAUGGAUACCCGAAUUAUAUGCAGAAGGAGUGCAGAGUCACCCGAAGGAAGCUGAAAAACUCUUAUAAGGAGAAAAUAGAGACACAUUUGACUAUCGAUAUCCACCUUGAAUUAUGGAUUGCGGGGGGUCGAUGGACACGUCUGCCGAGCGGGACGACCCUCGUAAAGGGGGUAGCAAAUUAG
Orbilia oligospora ATCC 24927 is the source of this 585-nucleotide messenger RNA. RefSeq lists its product as uncharacterized. The transcript has a single exon. Bases 1 to 585 code for a protein of 194 amino acids. Lineage: Eukaryota; Fungi; Ascomycota; Orbiliomycetes; Orbiliales; Orbiliaceae. The record is from RefSeq and is a predicted model, not a curated record.